AUGCGUUUGCUUGAGCUUCUUUUAUGUUCAGCAGCUCUUGCUUCCCCAACAGAGCCGCCGAAAUGCAAACUUUCACCAUUCGAUAAAGCUUGGCCCAUUGACGCCGAGUGGGCGGCAUUGAAUGACUCUAUCAGUGGCAGUCUCAUCAAAACACGCCCGGCUGCAUCCUCCUGUUACAAAACGAAUCCAUUUGAUUCACCAUUGAAAUGCAACGCCGUUGAGGCCAACUGGACUCAGUCGAUGUUCCAUGCCAACCUUCCCGAGUCGAUUUCGUCCGCUUUAUAUGCCAACAAUUCCUGCCUACCUCCUGGGGCUCAAGGAUAUAGCAAAACGGUUGGUUGCCAUCUCGGUGGCUAUCCAAGUUAUGUUGUAAAUGCGACGAGCGAUGAACAGAUCGCUCUCGCUGUCAAAUGGGCUUCAGAACGAAAUAUUCGCAUCGUUGUUAAAGGAACUGGCCACGACUUAUGCGGAAGAUCCAGUGGUGCACACUCCCUGUCCAUCUGGACUCGUCACAUGCAACGGGUCAAGUUCGACCCGAACUGGAUAGUGCCUGGGACUAACAAGACAGACACCGUGCUGAUCGCUGCAAGCGGACUCACUUACGGUGAUGCAGUUGGUUACGCCCUCAGGCACGGCCAUGUCAUCGUAAGCGGUAAUGAUGCCACAGUUGGCUUGGGAGGGCACAUUCAAGGCGGUGGUCAUGGCCCAUUGUCCAGCACCUUCGGUUUGGCCGCUGACAACAUAUACCAAGUGAGAGUUGUAACGACUCAGGGUCACAUACUCACUGCCGAUGCCACUCAGAAUCAGGACCUGCUCUGGGCCAUUCGAGGGGGUGGCGCGGGACAAUAUGGCAUCGUUACUGAAUACGUGCUGAAAGCUUAUCCCGCGCCAAGUGUCAUCGAAACUGGUUUCGCUAUUUCUCCUCGUGGUAACACCUCAGCUGCAUAUGAAGCAACCUGGAACGCUUUCUCAGAGUUAUUGCGCCUACUUCCUGAUUUUAUGGAUGCUGGAUUAGCCGGUGCAGCGGUAGUACAAGGUAAUCACAAAGCCGGCAUCAGCAUCAGCCAGGGAUUUUAUGCCUUCAAUAAGUCAAAGACAGCCACCGAAAAGCUGGCUCAGAUGGCAAUCGAUCGAAUCCAUGCUUUUACUGGCAACGACAGUAGCAUCCUAUCCAUCGUUGCUUCCAACACAACUGUCUAUCCCACCUAUAAGGGGUUCUUCGAAGCCUUGAAUGCUGGAGGCUCAAACCAGGCCGGAGCUUAUUCAAUGCCGUCCAGUCGACUUCUUGGCCGCCGAGAGACAUCCAAAAUCAGCCAGAAGAGGUUAAUUAGCUACCUCAAGCGGAUGCUUACAAACUCAGACCCGGAAGGAUCCGGUAUGGUUGUUAUCGGUUUGCAAGGUGGGCCGGGUCCUGCGAACACGCCAAGAAGCAUGCAAGGCGCGCUUCUACCAGCAUGGCGAUCGACCUAUCUGCAUACAAUGAGCUACGGUCUGACUCUCGACACUACUCUUACGCCGGCAGAAACGCUGGCAAAAGGAGCACGUGACCUGAACGAUUCAAAGGAAAAGCUCUGGCAGGAAUGGGCGCCAGAUACUGGAGCGUAUAUGAACGAGGCAAAUCCUUAUACUCCGUCUUUCAAGAAGGACUUCUAUGGAGCUUUCUAUUCCCGCCUGUUGGCGGUGAAGGAAAAGUAUGACCCUACUCAGAGUCUUUGGGUUUUAUCGGGAGUCGGAAGUGAUGCUUGGGAUUAUAGUCUAGACACAGGCAAGCUUUGUAGAAGGAUUUAA
Messenger RNA from Fusarium odoratissimum NRRL 54006, 1788 nucleotides. RefSeq lists its product as uncharacterized. NCBI's taxonomy places the organism in Eukaryota, Fungi, Ascomycota, Sordariomycetes, Hypocreales, Nectriaceae. The record is from RefSeq and is a predicted model, not a curated record. The transcript is spliced from 2 exons. Gene Ontology annotation, molecular function: FAD binding; oxidoreductase activity. The coding region runs from base 1 to 1788 and encodes 595 amino acids.